Molecule: messenger RNA, 1380 nt
Organism: Trachymyrmex septentrionalis
Lineage: Eukaryota; Metazoa; Arthropoda; Insecta; Hymenoptera; Formicidae
Exons: 4
Coding region: 718-1380 (220 amino acids)
Source: RefSeq, a predicted model, not a curated record
GAGGUUGCUCGCACGGGGCCUGGCGGCAUCCUCUCUCUCUUCCUCUCUGUCUCUAUCUCGUUUCGUCCGCUCGUACUCCUGUUCUAUCAUAUUCUCUAUCUCGCUCUUCCCCCCCUCUCUCGCUCUCUCAUUUACCGUCUGUUUGUCUAUCUCUCUCGCUCUUUCAUUCACCUGACUCUUAACGCGAGCAGUGUGUUACACAGCACGGGGGUGAUACCGGUCGCCAGUCGAGGUACUGGUCGCGGACACUGCAGCCGUGGUUGAGGUUAGGUCGACGUCGACCAGUCGGCCGUAGUGGCGGGACGCGGCGCGGCGGAUUUGAAUUUUCGAACCCACCGGUUACCCGCGCCGUGUUUACGCGGCUCCACCGGGUGCCGCAGAUCGAUUCGCGCGCGCGUUGCGAUCGGAGGGAUCGUCAUUGUUUGCUGUCGUUUUCCUGCCGGACGGUUGCAGACCGGGUUUGUGAUUAUCGUCAUCCACGAUAACCGGGCAAACCGUUACGGCGCGAUUGCAGAUUAGACCGACGACAGCGUUUUGUUGAAACGAACGGAAACGCUCUGUGAGGACGAUGCGCCGCGAGUUUUUAACGUCAUCACCAUCGCCGCCACCGCCGUCGUCGUCGUUGACAUUGUUAUUGUCGCUGAGAUCGUCGCAUUCGCGUCUGGUGGAAACGCGCAGCGACGGAGACAAGCAGCGAGUCCUGUGAGGUUUCUGUGAAUGUUCUCGGACAGCCGCGUGCCGCGGCUAGCCGCGCAUCAGUUUCUCAGUGCACACGAGGAAAACAUGGAUAAUUCUACGUACGUACCGAAUCACCUACCGCCGCCGUCUUUGGUCGUGUUCUCGCAGGCCGGAGGGCUGCCUGAGGCCUUGAGAAUGCAAAGACCAUUCAAUCCACAAGUGACCGAUUCGAAAGAUCUGCAGGUGCCCUUCAGCACGGCGGCAUCGCUGGGCUACGGGCUGCAUCACAUGCUGCAUUUGCCGCCGCAAUUCCUGCAUCCGCUCGAUCAUAGACUGCCCUUCGGCGGCUUUCGGCCCUUGGUGCCGUCCGCGUUCGCGCCCCCCAGCAAGUGCCUCAAGGUCGAGACCGGGAACGGCGCGGUGCCGGGGAACGGCGGCCUACCCAGCAUCGGCUCGCUCUCGAGCAUGUCGAAUAUGUUCUCGCCCACGUCCCUACCGGGUGCCGGCGGGGGUGCGGUGGUUUACACGACUGAUGAUUCCAAACAAAGUUCCCGCAAGGACUUGUCGGUUAAACGCGAGGGUGACUCCAGUGAAGAAGAGCGAACAAAACCUGAGUGGAGUCAGGGCAAAGAGAAAGAGAGGAGAAUUGAGAAGAAGCGUGUUUGGUUACAAGCAGCGAGACAUUUAUCCUCGCCCUUUUAG